Messenger RNA from Penicillium taxi, 318 nucleotides. RefSeq lists its product as uncharacterized. The transcript has a single exon. Lineage: Eukaryota; Fungi; Ascomycota; Eurotiomycetes; Eurotiales; Aspergillaceae. Bases 1 to 318 code for a protein of 105 amino acids. The record is from RefSeq and is a predicted model, not a curated record.
AUGGAUAAUAUGGAAUUUACGAAGAAGGUCGAAGCUGAAAGGGAUUUCUGGUCCUCACCUGGACCAUAUUUACGCAAGUCAAUGCUUGUAACCCUUGCCAGGAACAUAUCGGGCUGUGAACUUCCACUCGUAUACGAACACAACACAUUUGACGACCCAGAUCAUCCAGACCAGGAUGCAGAUAUUGGAUCCAGCUUGACCAUUGCGGAUGACAUCUACAAUGCAGUGGUAGAUUCCACUAAGAGUGUGGAGAUGAUGCAGUCUUCUGAUGUUGAUGAAGAGGAUGACGAGGAGGAAGACUCGUUCUGGUAUGAUUAA